AUGAUGUCUCUACACAGGCCGUGGCUCUCGGCUCGAAACUAUUGUCGCCAUUACGGCCGACAAGCUUUGCUUGCACGUGCUGGUCGACGGCGUUUUUCGACUUCCCAGAGAACGGGAUGCAUCUCAGCCCUGGGAAACGUCUCGGCUUUAAAGGAUAUACUGAGAAUAUCCGAAGAGGUUACUGACGCUCUGGCUACCAACAAACCUGUUGUGGCGCUCGAAACCACCAUUUAUACUCACGGCGCUCUAGGCAAUGAUCUGGACCUAGAGGGGAUCGUCCGGCGCAAUGGUGGUGUCCCUGCCGUCGUUGGCAUUCUCGGAGGCGUGCCCACGGUCGGCCUCCUGCCAGAGGAGGUGGCACGCAUGGUCGAGGGUUCGCCGAAGAAAGCCUCUAGGCGAGAUCUUGCCUAUAUUGUUGGCAUGGGGAUGGCGGGCAAGAAAAUCCACGGAGGCACUACGGUUGCGGGCACCAUGGUUCUGGCCAGGCUUGCUGGAAUUCGGGUCUUUGGCAGCGGCGGUCUCGGUGGUGUCCACCGGGGUGGGCACGAUUCACUCGACAUAUCUGCCGAUCUCACCGAACUUGGGCGAACUAGGAUGGCUGUUAUCUGCAGCGGUUGCAAAGGAUUCCUUGAUAUCCCUAGAACCUUGGAGUACCUGGAGACUCAGGGUGUGCUCGUAUCGACCUUCGUCGACGGUCGAACGGGUGCCGUGGACUUCCCAGCCUUUUGGGCGCGGGACAGCGGCAUAAAAAGUCCUUCUGUCGUGCAAGACGAGGAACAAGCAGCCGCCAUGAUCUUGGCCCAGGAGAGAUUGGGUAUUGAGUCGGGAAUUCUCUUCGCUAACCCGAUACCCGAGGAAUAUUCCAUCUCGAGGAGUGAGAUGGAUGGCGUUAUUGAACAGGCAGUCCGGGAAUCAACCGAGCAGGGUGCCCGCGGCAGCGACAAUACGCCUUUUAUUCUCAAGAGAAUUAGACAACUCACUGAUGGGCGCAGUGUGCCGGCGAACAAAGCCCUCGUGCAAGCAAAUGUUGAACGGGCCACUAAAAUAGCUGUCGCGCUUUCGCAGCUCACCGCGGGGGGUUCCGCUGCUUCUCAGGCUGAUAUCCUCGUCGCUGGUUCUGUGGCCGUAGACUUGAGCUGUGACUACGCUGGCGAAGACUCCCUAGAACAUCCGACUCCUCAUCUUCACACAUCGAACCCAGCGCAUAUCGGCCAAUCCGUCGGGGGCGUCGGCCACAACGUAGCGCUCGCUGCCCACAAGAUCAUGCAGGGGUCCAAAGUGAGACUCUGCAGCCUAAUUGGCGAUGACCUGGCUGGUUCGACAAUAUUAUCAUCCUUACGUGCCAGCGGGAUGGACACGUCGUGCAUUCAUCAGCUGAGCCGCCAACAGUACCCGGCCAACCGGACCGCCCAAUACGUGGCAGUCAACGAUGCUAACAAGAACCUAGUCCUCGCCAUGGCGGAUAUGGGGAUAUUCACAGCUCACUCUUUCCCGCAGCACUGGAGGUCUACGGUAAGAGGGUCGAGGCCCAAGUGGCUCGUGGUUGACGCCAAUUGGACGGAUCGCGACAUCCGGGCCUGGAUACAAGCCGGGAAGCGAAACCAGGCCCGGGUGGUCUUCGAGCCGGUGUCCAAGGAGAAGUCGUCGCGCCUGUUCUGCACGGAGAAGGACGUGGAGCGCCUGGGCGUGUUCCCGCACUCCAGCGUCGACCUGGCGACGCCGAACCACUACGAACUGGCGGCCAUGCACGCGGCGGCGCAGCGGCACGAGUACCUCGACGACUCGCGGUGGUGGGAGGUCAUCGACGCGCUCGGCAUGCGGGGCGCGCGGGACCGCUUCGUCCAGCUGACGUCGGCCAGCAUGACGGACGCCGGCAUCCCGCAGCAGGCCGUGCAGCUCCUCCCGUACAUACCGACGAUCGUCACCAAGGUGGGCAGCGGCGGCUCCCUGCUGACGAUGGCGCUGGCGAGGGACCACCCUCGCCUCGCGAGCGCGGCCCACGACAGAUUCAUCCUCUCGAGGUGCCCUAGCGGCAGCUCCGACAUCGGGGGCGUCUACAUGCGCAUGUUCCCCGCGGCGGAGCAGGUCGACGACGUGGUGUCGGUAAACGGCGUCGGCGACACCUUCCUCGGCGUGUUAGUCGCUGGCCUGGCUCAGGGCGGCCGGGUGGAAGACCUGGUCGACAUCGCUCAGAAGGCGGCGGUCCUGACGCUCCGCAGCCCCCAGUCCCGGUAUUUCUGGAUGUUCUUCGGAAUGAGCCUUCCAACAGGUGGUCGCCCGGCCGGCUAUACACCGCCCCCGCUGCAUCAUUUUAUCAAUAAUGAUCUUCUCCGUGAAACCGCUCCGUUCGAUUAUAAAAAAGCGUUCUUCGCAAAUCGUGCGAUGCCUCCGAACCGGCCGGAGGGUGACAAUGACUCCGUGUCCUCGUCCGCACAGGACGAACUCGAGUUCGCCAGCGACGAAGGAGCGUCGCACACUUACCAAGCGCAAACAAUCGACAAGGACUCGGAUGAGGAGGAACUCGAACGAUUUGUGCUCGGCGAUGCCGCAAGUUUCCGUCACAAUCUAUUUCGCGACGAAUCGAAGGCUGGCGGCGCCGGCCUCGCCCCUCGGACCGAUCGCGAGGGAGGAGAAGACGAACCCGAGUCCGAUUUAGAAGCUGUGGACGAUGCGGAUCUCUUUGCCUUCGACCUCCAAGGCGCUGCAUCCAAGGGAUACGAGGAAUCUGCCGUGGUGUCCGCCGCGAAGAGUCGGGAAAUCGCGGAGAAGGACAAGCCCGCAUGGGAAGAUAGCGACGACGAGCGUUUGACUGUGUCGCUAGCCAGUCUCAGCCAGCUACGGAGGCUGCGGGUCAGCGAGGCAGACGAUGUCGUAAACGGCGCUGAGUAUACGAGGCGGCUACGGCAGGAAUACCUGCGGCUAAAUCCUUACCCCGGGUGGGCACGAGAGGCCGACGAGCGCCCCGCGAAGCGUCGACGGCGGUCCUCUGCGACGACGAGCGACUCGGAGGUAUCUAGUGAAGAGGCAAGUGACGACGACCAUAUCGAAGUGUCUGCGUUGCCAUUGGACGCUCUUCUUCGGGAUGCCAAGAGAUUGCAAAGUCGCAAGACAGGAAAGACAAAAAAGCUUCGCCCGGAAGUCAUCGAUAUUCAAAGAUCACGAGACAUCCCCGAUACACACAAGGCUGCCGUUACGUCUCUCGCCUUCCAUCCCAAAUACCCCGUCCUCCUAUCUACCAGCGUGUCCUCGGUACUGUACUUGCAUCACAUAGACCCGACAGCUCAUCCGAGGCCGAACCCCCUCUUGACUUCCGUCCAGGUCAAGCAGGUGCCUAUCCAGAGAGCCGAAUUCUUACGCCCUGUCGGCGACAUGAUUUUUUUUGCUGGGCGGCGGCGAUACAUCCACUCCUGGGACCUAGCGACGGGAACUGUACAAAAAACUCACAGGAUACAAGGCCAUCAGCUGGAACAGAAGACAUGGGAACAUUUCAAACUCAGCCCCUGCGGAAAAUACCUAGGCCUAGUUGCUUCGACAAGAAAAGGCGGCGGCAUCAUCAAUAUCUUGAGCGCCGACACCAUGCAAUGGAUCGCUGCUGCAAGACUGGACAGCAGAGGCGGGAUCGCAGAUUUCUGCUGGUGGAGUAACGGGCGCGGUCUUACCAUCCUAGGCCAGAAUGGUCAGGUCGGCGAAUGGAACAUGGAGACGAGGCGCUUUCUAGCGAUAUGGAACGAUGAGGGUUCCAACAGCGGAACGGUGAUAGCGCUCGGUGGUCUCGAUGGUCCUGUCCUUCUCGGAAACGAUCGCUGGGUAGCGAUCGGGUCGAGUAGCGGCGUGGCUAACAUAUAUGACCGGAACGCCUUAAUCUUACCCUCAGAAGACGACGAAAUAAAGAUCGAAGAGCGACCGACGCCUAUCCGGAGACUCAUGCAGCUCACGACGGCGGUGACGGUGCUGACCUUCAGCCCCGACGGACAACUGCUGGCGUUCGGCAGCAAGCAUAAAAAGGACGCCUUGAAACUCGCACACCUGCCAAGCUGCACAGUCUACAGGAACUGGCCGACAGAGCAGACGCCGCUCGGUAGAAUCUCAGAGGUAGCAUUCGGGAGGAAGAGCGACUUGCUGGCUAUUGGCAACGACUCGGGCACAAUUAGACUAUGGGAGAUCCGACACUAG
Molecule: messenger RNA, 4173 nt
Organism: Durotheca rogersii
Lineage: Eukaryota; Fungi; Ascomycota; Sordariomycetes; Xylariales; Xylariaceae
Product: Indigoidine synthase A like protein-domain-containing protein
Exons: 7
Coding region: 1-4173 (1390 amino acids)
Molecular function (GO): pseudouridylate synthase activity; protein binding
Source: RefSeq, a predicted model, not a curated record